Contarinia nasturtii (swede midge) is the source of this 527-nucleotide messenger RNA. Its product is annotated as bolA-like protein 3. NCBI's taxonomy places the organism in Eukaryota, Metazoa, Arthropoda, Insecta, Diptera, Cecidomyiidae. The transcript is spliced from 4 exons. The record is from RefSeq and is a predicted model, not a curated record. The coding region runs from base 148 to 462 and encodes 104 amino acids.
CCAAAAAAAUUAUUAUUCGUCUGAGCUAAUCGAUGCAUUGAUAAAAUUAUUUUUUUAUACCAUCAUUUCAUAAAAUUUGAAUAUUUGAAAAUUGCGAACAUUUUUUACCGGCGCUGAAAUGCAAGCGUAAAACUAUAUUAUUUUAAAAUGAUACGACAAAUCUGUUCCAGAAGAAAUGUAUCCCUACUGUCACGACUCUGGUCAGGUAAUCAAGUGGAUGGACAAAAGCACUCAGAAAAUCAAUUGGCAGAAAGACUUCAGCAAAGAUUUAAAGAGGCGAAACAUGUUAGUGUCGUCGAUAUAUCAGGCGGUUGCGGUGCCAUGUAUGAAAUUGUUGUAGAAACUAAUGAAUUUAAAGGCUUAUCACGAGUAAAGCAACAUCAAUUAAUCACAGACACCCUCAAAACGGAAAUUAAAGACAUGCAUGGACUUCGGAUACAUACAUCUAUACCAGACUCAUAAAAUUAAUAGUCUUUCUGUUUGUUUAAAAAAAAAGUACAUAGAAUAUAUUAAUUGUUAACAGAAUA